CGGGGUCAAUCGGUGAUCACGACGGCCGAUGGCCUAGAGGCGGGCCCGCCAUUGCACUUCGGCCGGCCCUGCUUCUAGCACGCCGGAACUCCCGGUGAUGCACGUCAAUAUUUGUGGCAGCGGGGGCUCGCGUUCGCGCGGCCCCUACAAAAUGAAACAAGAAAUGGGAUCUCGACAUUGAAUAAUGUGACACUCGCUCGUUCUGCAAGCUCAAUGCGUGACAUGGAGCCCUAGGCUAGACCCUACGCCAAGAUACUCGUCACAAUGAUGGCGACCUUCGACAACGCCGAGAUCGAGUAUCUCCUCGCCAAAGGGCUCAUCCGACCAUCCACUUCGCCAUACGGUGCCCCAGUGCUCUUCACACCGAAACCGGACGGAAGCCUGCGCAUGUGCAUCGAUUACCGAGCUCUCAACAAGCAGACCAUCAAGAAUAAAUAUAUGAUACCACGAAUCGAUGACCUAGUUGACCAGCUUCGGGGAGCUACUGUAUUUUCCAAACUGGAUCUGCGGUCCGGAUACUGGCAGAUACGAAUGGCAGAAAAUUCCAUCCACAAAACGGCCUUCCGAACUCGAUACGGAUCGUACGAGUAUUUGGUCAUGCUGUUCGGACUUACCAACGCACCGGCAACGUUCCAAGUAGAAAUGAACCACAUUCUACGCCCAGUUUUGGACGAGUGUGUGGUGGUGUACCUGGACGACAUCCUCAUCUACUCGCGCGACAUGAAGCAACACGUCGAACACCUAGGACGCGUCUUAGAAAUUCUUCGACGGGAACGAUUCUACGUCAAAUUGUCCAAGAGCGAAUUCGCCCUUGAGAAGGUCCAAUUCCUAGGGCACAUGGUGAGCGCUCAAAAAGUUCACGUCGACCCCAAGAAAAUCGAAGCCGUACGUACGUGGAAGAUACCCGAGAACGUGAAGGAGUUGCAACAAUUCCUAGGCUUCGCUAAUUAUUACAACAGGUUCGUGCCACAGUACGCAAAACUUGCAGCACCACUCACGAAUCUGCUGAAGAAGAACACGCCCUACAAAUGGGAGCCGAAGCACCAGGAAGCCAUGGAGCAGCUAAAACAAGCACUCACGUCCGCACCUGUACUCAUGUUGCCAGAACCCGAACGCGACUACGUUAUCGAAGCUGACGCCAGCGACCAUGCAGUGGGAGCAGUCUUGAUGCAAGACCAGGGGAAUGGACUGCAACCAAUCGCCUACCUGAGCAAGAAACUACACGGGGCAGAACUAAACUACCCGAUACACGACAAAGAGGCUCUUGCUAUCGUCAUCGCCUUCAAAGCAUGGAGAUGUUAUCUCGAAGGACGAACAACAACCGUCUACACCGACCACUGCAGCCUGAAAUACUUGAAGGCAAAACCCAACCUUUCCAGGCGACAGGUCCGGUGGAUCGACUUCUUCAAGACGCACUUCCACUACGACAUCGUGUACAAGCCCGGCCACAAAAACAAAGCAGACGCCCUUAGCCGGCCUGCACACGUUGCCGCUAUUCAGCCUCUUCCUGUCCCAGAACAACCAUGGCAAGUGGUUAGCCUGGACUUCAUCACCGGGUUACCACCUACCACCAGCGGUCAUGACGCAAUCCUUGUCGUCAUUGACAAGUUCUCAAAAAUGGGACACUUCAUCCCGACACACACGAGAGCACGCACCGAAGAAAUAGCACAACUCUUUGUUCGAUACAUCAUCUCACAGCAUGGCAUUCCAACCACACUCAUCUCCGACCGAGACCCCAAGUUCACCAGCAAGUUCUGGAAGGAACUGAUGUCUCUGCUUGGGACCAAACUUGCCAUGUCAUCCGCUAACCAUCCGCAGACAGACGGACAGACCGAGCGCCUCAACCAGAUUGUCGAGCAACUCCUCCGAGCAGCCUGCAAGGACGAGAUCUCCAAAUGGGACUUGCACCUGCCCGUUCUAGAGUUUGCUUACAACAACGCUACACAUGCUGCUACUGGACAGACGCCGUUCUUCUUCUGCUACGGACGCCACCCACUCAAACCACAGAAAUCGACAACAUCCGCUACAGCGUAGGAUCCCCUACUUUGUUUAGCCUAGGUUC
This is a messenger RNA of Closterium sp. NIES-67, 2062 nucleotides long. Lineage: Eukaryota; Viridiplantae; Streptophyta; Zygnematophyceae; Desmidiales; Closteriaceae. The record is from the annotation of a GenBank genome assembly.